AUGUCUCAGGACACCGGCUUGUGGAGCGUUCGCAGACCGCGCGAGACCCUUGGAGGGCUGAACCCAAACACAGGAAUACCAGCGCCUGGAUCAACAAUGAAGCGCAACACAAACGGUCAUAUACGGGCGCAGUCAGGAUCUAGACAGUCCUUUGCCAUGUCCCGCCCCAACCAACCGCUAUUUUCACGGACCUCGUCCGGAUCUAACCUCGCAGAUCUCGGUCUGUCCUCAGUCAAGAGGCAAUCGCUUGCCCCCAAGGCUGCGUAUGCUACCACUAUGGGAACGCCCGCUGCAGCGCGCACUUUGACUGAUACUGAGCGACGAAGCAGCGUGUUCCGCCCGCGCUCCUCUAUGAACGGUCCAGUGAACAACCAUCAAAGCUUCUUUCAGACGACACACCAACCAGCCGGUGUUCCCCGAGAUCCUCGGCCGCUCAAAGAUAGAGCAUUUCAGGCGCGAAUUGGUCAAGAACUGAUGGAGUACAUGAUGCAGAAUAACUUUGAGCUCGAGAUGAAACAUGUUCUGUCGCCAAACGUCAUGAAAUCGCCAACACAGAAGGACUUCAACUACAUGUUCCAAUGGCUAUAUCACCGCAUUGAUCCCAGCCACCGAUUCCAGAAGAACAUUGACCAAGAGGUGCCUCCCAUCUUAAAGCAGCUGCGCUACCCUUUUGAGCGGAGCAUCACCAAGAGUCAGAUUGCCGCUGUUGGUGGACAAAACUGGUCUACAUUUCUCGGUCUCCUGUACUGGAUGAUGCAGCUUGCGCAAAUGCUCGACGGAUAUGUGGCUCGAAAAUACGACUACGCAUGUAUGGAUGCUGGAGUCGAUGUCACCGGCGACCACAUCAUCUUUGAUUUUCUCAGCAGCGCCUACCGAGACUGGCUGGCAAUGGAUGAAGACAUUCGAGAUGAAGAUGCAGCAAAAGUGCUGGCGCCGCAUGUGGCGUCCAUGGCGCAGGCCUUUGAUCGCUCUAAUGGUAGAUACACCUCGGAGCUAGAGAUGCUCGAGGCUGAGAACGCACGCCUCCUCAAGGAAAUAGCAGUCUUGGAGAAGUCCACACCCGACCCGGCCAUACUGGAUGAUCACUUCAAGAUCAUGGAAGAGGACAAGGUCAAAUUUGAAGACUACAACCACCUUGCCAUCCAACGUUCGCAAAAAUACGAAAGCAGAAUUCAAAUGCUACAAGAGGAGCUGGAAAAGUUGAACGACGAGCUCAAGGAAGCAGAUGGGGAGCGAAGGGGUCUUCAAAAAUCGGUAGAUGCUCUGGGUAUCAGCAUGCAGGAUAUCGACCGCAUGACAUCUGAGAAGGAGCGUCUGCAAAAAGGAAUCGAAUCCGCCAGCCUACGAUUGGACGAAAUUAAGAAAAAGGUGGCCGAUAAGGAAGCCGAAGCGAGCCAGAAGCUAGAUGAUCUGGAAGAUCAGGUAGAAAAGUACAACUCGCUCGCAUAUCAGAUUGCGCUGCUCCCAUCAACAGCCGUCAACGCCAAAGGCAAGGACUACGAACUCCGCCUCACGGUCAACGACAGCUCCGACUUUACAUCGAGCAACUUUUAUGGGAAUAACGCAAAGUCUGGAGUUACGGAUCGACUGCUGGCAGAUUCUACCAGCGGAUAUCAGCCGAGCCAAGUUGUCAAUGUUGACGUGCGCGGCCAAGCUCGCAGCAGAUUCCAAUCACUCCGCAAAGAAAUCUCGGAACGCCGCAGCACAGCGAUGGAUACCAUGAUUAAAGACCACGAUCUUUUGGAUGGCAUCAAGGAAGCCAUUGAGGACAAGCGAAGUGAAGUCGAAGCUCUCAACCACCGUGUCCGUGCCGCCGAAGAAGAGUACGAAAGUAUGAGAGAGGUGACGACGGCGCAAAAGAUGGCUUCCGAUACGCAAAUUGAGAAGAUGGAGAGGGAUCUCUCCAGAAUGCGGGCCGGUCUGACUGAGUCGGUCCAGCUGCUGGAGCAACGAGAGAUGAAUACGACAAUUGAGUAUGAGCAGUUGGUUCUUAAGGCAAACUCACUGCGCGAGGAACUGCACACCGAGAUUGACCGCAUGCUGAAUGAUGUGAUCAAGUUCAAAAUUCAUAUCCAAAAGAAUCUGGAUGACUACGAAGGAUUCGUGGCUGAUGAGCUGGAAAAGGAGCUUGGUGUGGAAGAUGUGAGAGAUGAUACCCAGGCCAUGGAUCUGUAA
This is a messenger RNA of Beauveria bassiana ARSEF 2860, 2175 nucleotides long. Its product is annotated as HEC/Ndc80p family protein. Gene Ontology annotation, cellular component: Ndc80 complex. Gene Ontology annotation, biological process: attachment of mitotic spindle microtubules to kinetochore. The coding region runs from base 1 to 2175 and encodes 724 amino acids. The transcript has 3 exons. Lineage: Eukaryota; Fungi; Ascomycota; Sordariomycetes; Hypocreales; Cordycipitaceae. The record is from RefSeq and is a predicted model, not a curated record.